Messenger RNA from Physcomitrium patens, 2080 nucleotides. RefSeq names its product putative homogentisate phytyltransferase 1, chloroplastic. NCBI's taxonomy places the organism in Eukaryota, Viridiplantae, Streptophyta, Bryopsida, Funariales, Funariaceae. The record is from RefSeq and is a predicted model, not a curated record. Gene Ontology annotation, molecular function: prenyltransferase activity. Gene Ontology annotation, cellular component: membrane.
CACAACCAAACAAAAAUAAAUCUUCCGUGGACAAAUGAUGUAGACCUCCCUGCGAUCGAAGCCCAACGCUUCCGACUCGUCCUAUCUGACGAAGGAGUCGAGCACUAGGUCGCAGCUUUUUUGCAGUCUGACGAGACUCACAGGUCGCAGGCUUUUCGUCAGUGAUGGUUAACUACUGGAGAGAAAUUUCUGUUACUUGUCUUGCAUGCAUGUUCCCUGUGUUGUUGUGAGUAUCUUCGACUGCGGAGCCUCAAGUUUGUCUUCGUUUCUGGCUGUGUUGAAUUUAGCGAGAGUCAGAGAGAGGGGGUGUGUAAUGCGGGAGUGAGAGUUGUCGUGAUUGUCUCGCCAACAGGUCGUUCUCGAGAAUACCCGCUUGCGUUAUUUUCUGAUUUCGUUGCGGGGUUUGGAGGUUUUAUUCUGAUUGUGUGAGCUGGGGGUUGCCAAGAGCCUCCUCCCGCCGACGAGAUGGUAGCUAUGGAGGCUGUGAGACUCGUGCUUCCGAUUCCGGGGAAACUCGCGGGCGCUGAUGCUCGUAAGCAUCGAGCUGCGCAAUGUCGGCUGCAGGGCCACCUCGUCUCGUCGCAUGAGCUGAGAAGCAGAAGAAGAAGGCCGUUGCAGGUGACCCCCCUUGGUCUGGGCUCUUCUAAUGCCCUUUUUGGGAGCCAUUGCAAGUCGUUGCUAUUGUCGCAACGGAUAUUGUACACCAGAAGUUCACAUGGCCGGAGGGGAAUUUCAGCAACGGCCAGGCCCAUGGAUGUCAACGACGGCUCGGUCGCACGCGACGCCAAGAAUUUGAUGGACGCUGGCGCUAGCUGGUUCGACGCUUUCUACCGCUUCACGCGUCCCCACACCAUUUACGGCUCGGCCUUGGGCGUGAUAUCCGUGUCUUUGCUCGCAGUUCAAAGUUCCGCUGAUUUUACCGGCACUUUUUUCGUAGGGCUUCUGCAGGCUUUGGUCCCUGCGCUUCUGAUGAAUGUUUACAUCGUGGGAUUGAACCAAAUUUAUGAUAUUGAAAUUGACAAGGUCAACAAACCGUAUCUUCCUUUGGCUUCCGGUGAAUUCUCGCUUAUUACUGGUAUCACUCUGGUGACCAUCUGCGCAGCUUUGAGUCUCGCAAUUGGAGUUGUUGUGGGAUCCAGGCCUUUGCUCUGGGCUCUGACUGUGAGUUUGGUGCUUGGGACGGCUUACUCAGCAGAUAUUCCGUUUUUGAGAUGGAAGAAAUCUGCCGUUGCUGCGGCAUCCUGCAUUUUGGCUGUGCGAGCGGUCGUCGUGCAACUGGGCUUCUACUUGCACAUGCAUGCUUCUGUGCUUGGACGAUCAGCUUUAUUGACAAAGCCGUUGUAUUUCGCAAUGGCCUUCAUGUGUUUCUUCUCCAUCGUCAUCGCUCUAGCAAAGGAUAUACCGGAUGUUGAAGGAGACAAAGUGUUCGGCAUUCGGUCGUUCAGUGUAAGGAUGGGUCAGACUAAGAUUUUCUGGACGUGCGUUGGCCUACUCCAGUGUGCGUACGCAGCAGCUAUUACAUUUGGGCUCAUAUCUUGUACAACUCUGUGGAGUAGAGCUGUAAUGGGACUUGGCCAUGCUACGUUGGCUGCUGCCCUAUGGUUCCGGUCUCAGAAUGUGGACAUGAAGAGUAGAUCCGCUGUUGCGUCCUGGUACAUGUUCAUCUGGAAGCUGUUCUACGCCGAGUAUCUUCUCAUUCCCUUGAUACGGUGAAGGACGAAGCCAACCUCCAACGUGAGUCUACGAAUUUAAUUUCAGCAGAAGGAUAAAUUUACCAUGUAGGCUGGAGUCAUGAAGGAUAAAUUUACCAUGUAUGCUUCAAUUUUUAGCGAAGGAGCUGUCUACCAGCGCCCUUCCACCGAGACUCUUGUAAACAAUCUCUUGUAAAUCUGGAGUUGCUAUACUACUAAGCCCUAGUAACUUGUUUAUAGUUUCUUUAUUCUUUAGGCUCUUUGGAGAUCAAGACAUGGUGCUACAUAAUUCCCUUCUAAAUCUGUGUAGGGAAGUGUAGUGCCGUGAGGUGCAAGAGUGCGGGUAUUGCGAUGUAUACGUGAGUGUUGGAUUCUUCCAGAUUUUUGAG